CGCCCACCGCUUGGAGGUUCCAAACUGGGCUGGUGCGCACGCGCAGACCUCGCGAGGCCGUUGGAAGGCGCGACCCGGAGCGGCGGUGGGCGGGAGCAGCCACUUGCUGGCGGAGGCUGACUCGGCGCGAGACCUCUGCGACCCCAGAGCCCCCGACCCCUGCCCCACGCUGUCCGCUGUUCCUGGCCCUUUCGGUUACUCGCUGCCCCUUAAAAGCUGGAGCCUGGGCACAGGACUGACAGGCGUUGCAGCCAAUGGCGUCGCGCACGAUAAACCUGGUACCCAAUCAAAAGGCGCGGCUGCGAGGGAGCCGGGUGGGAACCACGCCCGACUCCAGGUGACUCCUUGGCAGGGAGGGGAAGGUGUCUCCGUCACCUGAUAAGAUCCCCACCCGGUCUGCUCAUCCGGGCGAGUUAACGGGGACGAAGCUGCGGGAGCGCGCGGGCAGUGGCCAGCUGCGGAAUCCUUGUGUGCUGCAGCCGAGAAGGAGAGUGAUGGAGGAGCAUCAAGAGGCUGGGAAGGAGGGGAAGGAGGACGACAUCACCUUGAUACAAAACCCUGUCAAGAGGAGAUGGAUGAUGCGAUGGUUGCACAACCCUCCUCCACAGCAGUGGACCUGCACGGGGACAGCUCCUUACAGGUGGAGAUCUCUGACGCCGUGAGCGAGCGUGACAAGGUGAAAUUCACCGUUCAAACCAAGAGCUGCCUCCCUCACUUCGCCCAGACGGAGUUCUCAGUCGUGCGGCAGCACGAGGAGUUCAUUUGGCUACAUGAUGCCUACGUGGAAAAUGAGGAGUACGCCGGCCUCAUCAUCCCCCCAGCCCCUCCAAGGCCAGACUUUGAAGCUUCGAGAGAAAAGCUGCAGAAGCUGGGUGAGGGGGACAGCUCCAUCACGCGGGAAGAGUUUGCCAAAAUGAAGCAGGAGCUAGAAGCGGAGUACCUGGCUAUCUUUAAGAAGACAGUUGCGAUGCACGAAGUCUUUCUGCAGCGCCUGGCAGCCCACCCCACCCUGCGUCGAGACCACAAUUUCUUUGUCUUUUUGGAAUAUGGCCAGGAUCUGAGUGUCCGAGGAAAGAACCGGAAGGAGCUCCUUGGGGGCUUUCUGAGGAAUAUCGUGAAGUCUGCAGAUGAAGCCCUCAUCACUGGCAUGUCAGGGCUCAAGGAGGUGGAUGACUUCUUUGAGCACGAGAGGACCUUCCUGCUGGAGUACCACACCCGCAUCAGGGAUGCCUGCCUGCGGGCAGACCGAGUCAUGCACUCCCACAAGUGCCUGGCAGAUGACUAUAUCCCGAUCUCGGCUGCACUGAGCAGUCUGGGAACACAGGAAGUCAACCAGCUAAAGACGAGCUUCCUCAAAUUGGCAGAGCUCUUUGAACGACUAAGGAAGCUGGAAGGCCGCAUGGCCUCUGACGAGGACCUGAAGCUGUCGGACAUGCUGAGGUACUACAUGCGAGACUCGCAGGCAGCCAAGGACCUGCUGUACCGGCGGCUGCGGGCACUGGCUGACUAUGAGAAUGCCAACAAGGCGCUGGACAAGGCGCGCACCAGGAACCGGGAGGUGCGGACCGCCGAGAGCCACCAGCAACUGUGCUGCCAGCGCUUUGAACGCCUCUCCGAUUCAGCCAAGCAGGAGCUCAUGGACUUCAAGUCCCGCCGUGUCUCCUCUUUCCGCAAGAACCUCAUCGAGUUGGCGGAGCUGGAGCUCAAACAUGCCAAGCUCCAAGGUCCACCAGGCACACCCUGUCAGGGUGCUAUGGAGACCAGAUCCUGGGGCAACAAAGGAGGCACCCUUGCAGCAUCCUUGGCCAUUUUCCAGUGCCAGCAGGCUCUCCAUGGGAAGGUGCAAGACCCAGAACUUGGAACCCAGGAGCAGUCUUCAAGGCGUGCCACAACCCCCAUAAACCCUGGUACAGACCCCACACAAGGCUGAUCACAAAUCCUCUACACCCAUUUCCUAACCAGUAAAAUGGAACUACCCUGUCCUGCCUCCCUCUCAGAUACUGCCAAGCUCCAAGGAACUAAGGAACCAGCUCUAAUUCCAGGCGGCUUUUGUAGUUCAGUUGACUGGGGUGGGGGGUGGGGUUAAUAAAUCCUGCCUACCCUAGAAUGAGACUUCUAGGCAGCUGCUGGGCAGCUGAAAGCCCAAAGUACUAACUGGAGUGUCCAAAGCAGUGCUGGCAAAAGGCUCAGGCCCCAGCCAACACCCUCUUGGUUAAACACAGGGAGGUGGAGGCCAAGACACCUGGGUCUGAAGUCCUGGGCUCCACCUGGUUGGCCCCACCCUGGACUCCAGCCACAUGUGCAGAAGGCCAAAGGCUCAACUUAGCUUCUGAUUCACGGCAGCCACUGGACCUGGCCCUCAUAAAUGAGUCAGCCAUCCAGGAAAAAAGGCAGAAAAGACCACAGAGAACCUGGAAGGUGGAAAAAGUAGCUCAGGGCGCAAUCUGUGACUUGCAACCUCACAGCCCACAUUGGGCAGGACUGAGCAGGGAAUCAGAGAAUGGGCCUCACUGCCGUGCUGCCCACUUGGGUCCAGGCUACAGAAGAAAGCAGUUCAGCCAGGAAGUCCCUUCUGCUCGCAGGCCCCCUGAAGCCAGCAGCAGAUGCCCCGGCUCAGCCACCUCCUAUACAGCCAGUCUGGGGCCAACUGUGGCACCACCUGUAGAAUCUAAGACUGGCAGCUGUCAGAAGGGAGGCUCGACCAGUCCCUGGGGCCAGAUGAGGGUGUAGAGCUGGCUGGAGGCAGGGUACAGAAAAGAUGCUGCUCAUUCUCCCAGCCUACCUCCCCUGCAAGGUCCCCAACCCUGAAACAAACGUCUCAUUAGUGAGCCUUUUUAUGGUUGUGUGUGUUUUUCUUUUUUUUAAUUGAAGGUCCCUUACUGGUCCUGCUUCCAUGAGCGGCCACGACCAGGGGAAAAGGGGAGGGGAACCAGGCGGCGCAGGGAGGGGUCAUCUCCACAACAUUCCAUUUAUACACAGAACUAAACAGACAAGCACAGAGUCACUAUUGCGGUUAGAAGUUGGCAGCAUGGGAAUGGGGAGGAACAGGUGGGAAACUGGGGUGUCGUUAAAAAAAA
Messenger RNA from Equus caballus (horse), 3077 nucleotides. NCBI's taxonomy places the organism in Eukaryota, Metazoa, Chordata, Mammalia, Perissodactyla, Equidae. The record is from RefSeq and is a predicted model, not a curated record.